Molecule: messenger RNA, 8195 nt
Organism: Alligator sinensis (Chinese alligator)
Lineage: Eukaryota; Metazoa; Chordata; Crocodylia; Alligatoridae
Gene: THRA
Product: thyroid hormone receptor alpha
Exons: 12
Coding region: 927-2153 (408 amino acids)
Biological process (GO): positive regulation of transcription by RNA polymerase II; cell differentiation; retinoic acid receptor signaling pathway
Molecular function (GO): nuclear receptor activity; RNA polymerase II cis-regulatory region sequence-specific DNA binding; zinc ion binding
Source: RefSeq, a predicted model, not a curated record
CACCCCUGAGCUCCUUCCUCAAAAGUUUUGCAUAGUUUUGGUAUUAAAGCCAUUUCCCCUCCACUACAGUCACACUCCCAGCCUCUUUAGAUCUCUUGCCUGCCCAUCUGUCCAGUUAUUGGGAAAUGGUAGCAAUCAGCUCUGCUUCUCCUACUGCUGUCUCUUUGUCGAAUAGAAAGCGCAAGCUGGCACUGGGAGCUGCCUCCCACGAAGUACCUUUUUUUUUCCUCCUCUCCUUACCUUGCACACUGAGUGGUGGAGCAGAGGUCCUGGCUGCAUUUAACCUCCAGGCCAUGGCAGCCUGAGAUGCAGGUUUCCUUUCCUUUACACAGCUGUCCUCCUGGGGCUUCCCGAACCAGCCGGCUCCCGGCUGAUUAGCAGAGUUCCCUUUGACUCCACACGCCCAACAAUGAGCUGUUUAUAACUGUCUCCAAAUCAAAGUCCCAGAGCAGGAAAAAAAAAAGGCAGGAUCUUCAGGGUGGAAGAGUGAGACACAGCUGUUUCCAACCCAGCCUCAGCAUCUUCUGCCACCCUCCUAGCGCAGUAAAUCAUGCUGCGUCUCCAGGCCGGGGCCUGCAUUCCUCAUGCCCUGCCCCAGGCAGUCACCCUUCUGUGUUGCUGUGGGCUUGGGAGACGGAUGCCGUGCCCCACCCCAGAAGUGGUUGCAUUUGGGUCCCAGGGCCUGUUGCACAGGCUGGGCCCAGAGGGAUCGGUGCCCCUUUCCAUCAGCUGCUCCUGCCCCCCGGGAUGCUCUGUGCCAGCUGGCGCUGAGGUGGGCGCCAUGGGGAGUGCAUUGUAACUCCUCCCCAUCCCGCCGUCCCCCCAAAUCCCAGACCCGCGUCUGCCGUGGCGACCGCGGCGCGAAGCAGCUGGGGGCGGAGCCCACCUCGGUCUCUCCUGAUUGGUCCUGGAUGGAAUUGCGGUGAAUGGAACAGAAGCCCAGCACCCUGGACUCGCAGUCGGAGCCAGAGGACACCCGGUGGCCGGAUGGGAAACGCAAAAGAAAGAGCAGCCAAUGUUCGGUGAAGAGCAGCAUGUCAGGGUACAUCCCUAGUUACCUGGACAAAGAUGAACAAUGUGUCGUGUGCGGUGACAAAGCUACAGGGUACCACUACCGCUGUAUCACCUGUGAGGGCUGCAAGGGCUUUUUCCGACGGACCAUCCAGAAGAACCUGCACCCCACCUACUCCUGCAAAUAUGAUGGCUGCUGCAUCAUCGACAAGAUCACCCGCAACCAGUGCCAGCUGUGCCGCUUCAAGAAGUGCAUCUCUGUGGGCAUGGCCAUGGACUUGGUGCUGGAUGACUCCAAGAGGGUAGCCAAGAGGAAGCUGAUUGAGGAGAACCGGGAGCGGCGGCGCAAGGAGGAGAUGAUCAAGUCUCUGCAGCACCGCCCAGAGCCCAGUGCCGAGGAGUGGGAGCUGAUCCACGUAGUGACUGAGGCGCAUCGCAGCACCAAUGCCCAGGGCAGCCACUGGAAACAGAAACGGAAAUUCCUGCCUGAAGACAUUGGCCAGUCUCCCAUGGCUUCAAUGCCUGAUGGGGACAAGGUCGACCUGGAAGCAUUCAGCGAGUUUACAAAAAUCAUCACCCCGGCCAUCACCCGCGUGGUGGACUUUGCCAAAAAACUGCCCAUGUUUGCGGAGCUGCCUUGCGAAGACCAGAUCAUCCGGCUGAAGGGCUGCUGUAUGGAGAUCAUGUCCCUGAGAGCAGCAGUGCGCUACGACCCUGAAAGCGAGACUCUAACGCUGAGCGGCGAGAUGGCCGUCAAGCGGGAGCAGCUGAAGAAUGGUGGGCUGGGCGUGGUGUCAGACGCCAUCUUUGACCUGGGCAAGUCGCUCUCUGCCUUCAACCUGGAUGACACUGAAGUUGCGCUCCUCCAGGCAGUGUUGCUGAUGUCCUCAGACCGCACCGGGCUGCUCUGCAUUGACAAGAUUGAGAAAAGCCAAGAGACAUACCUGCUGGCGUUUGAACACUACAUCAACUAUCGCAAACACAACAUUCCCCACUUCUGGCCCAAGCUGCUGAUGAAGGUGACCGACUUGCGCAUGAUUGGUGCCUGCCACGGCAGCCGCUUCCUGCACAUGAAGGUGGAGUGCCCCACUGAGCUUUUCCCACCCCUCUUCCUCGAGGUCUUCGAGGAUCAGGAAGUCUAGGGCAGAUGGGGAGGGGGAAGGGUGGGAGCAGGGGGCAGGGCUAGGACUUGGGCAAGAGCCCCGCCCCGGCACCUCCUGGACACAUUUUAAUUUGUUCUUUUGUUUUGUUGGGGGUUUUUUUCCUAAUAUCGCGCGUGGGCGUCAGCGAGCAGCGCAACAGGCACCCUGCCAGGGGGCAGGGCCGCUGCCGUUUCUCAAUGGGGGUGGGGGGGCGGGAUUGGGGGAGGAGAGGGGCUAAAACUUGUAUCACACGUGGCUUUAGACCACACAAAACUUGGGCUGGGGGGUGGGGGGAGGGUGUAGGCAUUGGAUCGGAGGAGAAGGGGAAAGAAAUCGCAACCUGGAUGCCACUUCCUGUGAACCUCUCUAUUCUGGGGGGGAUGGCAGGGGUGGAAAAAUAGCCCCGAUUUCAACCCAAUUGCAGGAAAAAUAUGUCCCUGCCCCCCCCUCCCUCCACACAUGUGGCAUUCUCCGUCCUGUCAUCUCCCUGGCACUGGGCUCAGCUGAUACCUCAUGGCUUCCCCUGAAGGAACCUCUCUUGUUGCGAGGACUUUGUUCAUUGUUUUUGUUUGCACAGGACAGUCCCAGACGACAGAGGUUUUCCUUUGAUUAUUUUCUCUUAGCAUUUUUUUCUUCUUCUUUUGUUCCUUAUUUUUUUUAGCAUUUAUUCCCUCCCUGAGAGGCUAAAAUAUGAACUAACUGCACUUUGAAAAGAGAAAAGCUAUUAAAUUAUUAGUGGGGGAUGUUCCUGGACGCGGGGGGUCACAGAGCCGAGUGUGAACGCCAAAUGCACUUUUUUUAGGAAAAGAGGGAGCGUCCAGUGGGCAGUGGAUAGGGUCAUUUCAGGGGGGCGCCUUGAUGGCCCAUGGGGGCGGGGGGUUUCAUCGCACUGCAGGGCUUGGAGCCAGAGUGCCAGCCGACCCCAGUGCUAGGGCUGCAAGGUCUGACUGCUGGAGAAUGCCCAUCCUUUCCCCGUUCCUCACCCCCCCCACCAGACCGGAGAAUCAGGACUCUGAGGUGGGGCUGGCAGUUUCCUUGGGGGACUUCUCCCCACAAACUCUCUGCUUUGGCCCAUCUACCUCUUGGGCUAGAUGGGGUGGGCAGGGCUGCCCUGAAACCCCAGUGCCCCCCCUCUGCAUCCCAUGCACCUGUGUCUCCCCUUGCAAUGUCUCUCCUCCGCCAAAGGCCGUGGUUCUGAGAUGGUUUCCCAAAGGUGAAUCAACCAUGGGGGAGGGGUGGGGGGCUUGGGAGCAGGUGCCCCUGAGGUUGGUAAUUAUCAAUUGAAACCAUUUUGCAGCAGAUAACUGGGUUCUCAGCUAAGCAAAGCAAAAUGCAGGGAGUUUCAAUAUUUCGUCAAGGCAUCAAACGCCCAGCAAACAUGGUCUGUUGAUUUAAGGGGCAGUGUCCUGGUGCCACCUUGGGGUUGUAGUUUGGGCACUUAAGCUCACAUUCUCUAUAGGAUGGGCCUCCUGCCCUGACUACAUCUCCCAUGAUGCACCACAGGCAGGGACUCCUCUGAUGGAGAGAGGAUGAUACAUCCUGGGAGUUGUAGUCUGGCAAGAGAGCCAAGCCCAUAGAGAAUGGGAUCUGUAGGCCCCCAGACUCCCACUCCCAUGAACCACAGCAGCACCCUUCAGAUUUGAACUGCUUCUGUUUUUAAAACGGUGCCGAAAUGUUGGACUUCUCCCAAACCGAACACAGCAUGGCCCAACCAGAGGAGUGUGCCAAGCUCCACCCUGCCAGAGUUUCUGUCCCACUGCCUGCUGCUCCUUGUCUCUGAGGACAGGGCCCAUCAUUCCUAGACCAAUCCACGAGUGUGCCCCAUGGCACUUGCCUCAGAGAAGUCAUCACUUCUACAGCCCACCCGGGAGGGGCCAGGUGCUGAGCCCCACCCACGCCACUCCCCAUGGGGGCUGCAGUUUUCCACAGAGCAGACCCCUUCUCUCACCCCCCACUGCACUUAUACUGCCACCCAGUCUGUUCUGUAUAUACCUAUAGGGCACUAUAUACUAUCCCCCAGCUAUAUCAUGCCAGUGUCUAGCUCACAGUCUCUGCUCAGCUAGCCACCUUAACGCCUUGAUUCUCUGCAACUCAGGGGAGCAGUGGAGAGAGGAACGUGGGGGCAGGAGUGGAGGGUGAAAAGCCCUCCCAAAUGGCACUUACUAGACACAGGGAGUUGGGCUGGGAGGGGUUUACACAGCCCUUCGGGGCAGUGGGGAGGGGACAGAUUGAGCAGGGCUGCAGGAGGGAGCACCGUUGUAACCAGUGAGGUGUGGAGGGGUUCAUGGUCUGCCCCUGACAUCCUGACCCUAUGUGCUGUCCCAGCCCCCUGCAGCCCAUCCUGCCCACUGGGCAGCCAUUCCCCAGGAAGGGCUGUGUGCUCUCAUUACCCUUGGCUUGCCCUGGGGCUCCCCUGCACCCCAGCCCUGAUCUCCCCCACCCCUGUGCCUUCCAUGCUGGGAGAUGCAUGGCUACAGGAGAAACAUCACCAAACGCAGCUCCCACAGCCCAGCUGGGGUCUGUCCAUCUGUCUGUCCUCAGCCACCCCACAGGCUGCUUUCCCAUCUGUCUUUUGUUUUCUUGUUUGCCUCAUCUUACCUGAGAAGGGAGGAUCGGGGUGGGGGUGUGAGGGAGCAAGGGAGGGGAAAGGAGGAUUUCAAAGGAUUUAAAAACAAACAAGCAGAUCCCGCAUCUCUGUUAGGAUUUCCCAGUGUGUCAGGCUUCUUGACUUUUCACACUAGCCAUGUUCACAUGUGUAAAGCCACUGCAGUCACUUUCCUUGCUUGUGGUCAUGGGCACUGACUGGUAGCAAUGCUUCAAGUUCCCUCCACCCCAGCCUUCCUUUGCAGGAUGCCCUGUCUCUUUUUCUGUCCAUUGAUCCAUUAGCAAAGCCCCAGCCAAUACCUACAUACAUACAUAUAUGUGCACACGCAUGUGUGUGUGUAUAUGGAAAUAUCCAUGGGGGGGUUAGCUCUUAAUCCCCCCUCCCCCCCGCGAUGGCAUAGGAAGGGGAGUGAGGGCUUUUGGUUAUGAAUUUUUGUUUUCUUACCUCAGUCAAGAGGCUGGCAGUGGGAGGAGGGUGGGGAGACACACAGCUGCAGGGAUUGGCUUCUGAAUGUACCAUUUAAGGCUCAAGAUCAGGCAAGCCAAGCCAGACAAGGGAUUAGAAAGCCGUGAUGAUUUUAUAUAUAUAUAUAUAAAGUUAUUAAAAACAUUUUUUACGGGUCAGUUAAAAACAGUGCUUUUCUUGGCUUGGACUGGAGCUUUCAAUUCACUGUCUCCCCAAGAGCACUGGUUGGGAACGCAGCUGAGGUGGGAAAGAUAGACUGUGGAUAGCUUAGUGGCAAUCAGAGCCAUGCCUGUAGCUGGAUACUGGCUGAAGCCUUGCCUCUAUCAUGGUAGUCGGCUGACUGAAGUGAGCAGCAGCAGCUAAGGAGACAUUGAUGGCACAGAAAGGGGAGUGAGGGCUUUUGAAAGCCCUCCAGUGUUAGCCUGCAUCAGUAUUCAUGCAACUUAGACCCGUGAAGUAAUGUUGCUGCAAGCUGGUGGGUACAGAGCUGCACUCACAAGAAAUUCCCACCCAGUGUCAUCACCCAGAACUCAAAUGAUCUGUGUCCUCUGGAAAAUGAAGCCCCAAACACGGAAACCUGACCAUUCCUCAGCAUUGCCAGCUCUUGCAUUACCUAGCAGUUCAGGGAAAGUCCCAGCUCCCAGAGUCACCUAAAGAAGAUGGAAUCAUUUCCAAAAGGAAGGGGCUUUCUUGAUCUUCUUGCUGCAGAGAAAAGCUUGCCAGCGGGAUGGGAGAAUCCCCUUGAGGGGCUCAAAACAGAAAGCCAAUGAAAAUGGAUGCUUAUUUGGUUAUUAAACAGGAAAACAAAAAAAGCCCUCCUGACUGCUGGAGGCCUGGGCUGGCAGUGCUGCAGCAAAUGCUGUGGUGUUUCCCUCCUCUCCAGUGCUUUCAUCUGUGCUGCAGUAUCAUCAGGGGCUGGAUCCUGGGAGUGUCACUAGUGCCUGCUGUCAUACUUUCAGCUGUUAUCAGCCAAUACUGGAGGAUUUUCUUUAAAUAAGGGAAGGGGCAAAAAAUGGGAAUAGCUGUGGCUCUUUGUGGUGUCAAAAGCCCAAGCUCAAGGGCAGUUUGGAAAUGAAGCCUUGUGUCCUAGCUCCCACUUCUGGCACUAGGGGUGAUUAGGAAAGCCAAGACCACUUUUGCUACCCCAACCCACCUACAUCCCCCAGGUUAAAACAGGCAUCAGACAGUCCUGCUUUGAAGCAACACUAUAGGUAUUCACCAGCAUCAGCUGCAGCAAUGCUGUGGCCAAUUAACUGGGCAAGGGGAAAGAUCAGUUCUGAGAAAUGGGAUGUCUAAUGCACUUACACCCCCCCUCUUUGCAAACACAUGCACCCUCCUCACCCACACACACACAUACAUGCACAGUGCAGGCUGGAAGGCGGGGUACUGCGCCAAGUUCCUGGCCAACCCAUGCUUCUUUGGGUGUGAUGCUUUGCAGCUGCUGGGUCUAGGCAGGAGCCAGGCUCCUGGAAGAAAAUGCGGGUAGGGGGUGGGUGAUGGGGGUGGUGGUGGGAGGGGUGGGAGAAGGGAGUGCACUUCAUCUGCUUUGCAAUAUUGGUGCAAAAAUGUCUUAAGCUCUUAGAGAAUCCGUGCAAGCUCUGAUGAGAUCCCAGCUUAAUGCUCCCAUCUUCAGCAUGUUUUUGAGACUCCACUGAGCAGCUUUUCUUAGAAAUGCGGUAACUCGAGCAGGGUUUGGGGUGGUCUUUCCCUGCUUCCCCCCCUCAGCCCUUUGCUCUUGCCCCCUUGUUGGUUUGGGCUCUGGGAAGGCAUGGAGGGGACCCGGAGCUGAGCGUGUGUGUAUGUCGUGCAUUAGAGCUAGGUCACCAGGUAAUGUCAGUGCCAGCCAGGUGAAUGGGUAAGUGGCAUGGCCUUCAGCUGAAUCUAAUGCAUAACACUAAUGACCGGAGCUGGACAGGCUAGUGGUUGCCCAGGCAGGGGGUCUGAGGCAGGCUGUACAUUUCACCCUCUGGCAUGAGUCAUUCCAUCCUGCCCUGACUUCUCCCCCCGCCCCCCUAGCAGGAGGACGGGGCUCCCUGUGUGAAGCCAUCUGCACAGUCCAGGCCUGCCUGCCCCUGUCCAACACCGUGCCUGAAGCCUGUGCUGUGGAGUGUCUGCAGCCUGGUUCUCUGGGGCAGGGGUGGGAGCCCUUGUCACCAAUGCUCAGGGAAGUAGUAUCCACACCCUGAUAGACUCCCAUGGGAGUCCAGGGAGAGAGCAGGGUCCCAGCCAGGCUUGGCUCCCACAGCCAUCCCACUGCAUACUUGUGUGCAUGUGUGGAAGUGGUUCUUGCAUUAUUUUGUAUUUGUGUGUGUCUGUGUACACGUGUGAGUGCAGUAGUCUGGCUUCAUAUGUGUGUGCAUGUUGGUGUGUGCAUUUUGUGAAUGCAUACAAGUGUGAGUGCAUGUGUUUGGCUUUGUGUGUGUGCGUGUGUGUUCACUGCAUACAUGUGUGAAUGUACAUGUGUGCCUGUGUGCACCCAAGUGUGUUAUGAUGUCUGCAUACAUAUGCAAAUGCCUUAAGUUUGGCUUUGCUUGUGGGCAUAAACCUGUGGGUGUGUGAGAGAAAGAGAAAAAGAGAGAGUGAUUGCAUUAAUUUAGUUAUGUGCAAAUGUGCCUGUGACUAGGUGUGUCUGCAUGCAUUCGUACACAUGCAUAUGUACAUGUAUGGGCCCAUAUAUAUGAUGAUGUGCACAUACGUGUGAGUGCAUUAGUUUGGCUUGCAUACGUGGGUGUAUAUGUAUAUGCAGGUAUUAGUCUGCAUUGUGUGUCUGUGAGUACAUUUGUGUGUGUAUGCCCCUGUGCAUCACUCUGUCUGCCUCUAUGACCUGAUUUGCCCUUGCUGCCCAGACAUUUCCUCCCUUCUCCCCAAAGCUUUCCUGGCUGCUGACUUGGUUCUGUGACCCAAACACUCCACACACAGCUAGCCCCCUCCAGUUGCUGCCCAGGGCCCACUCCCUCACCCUGCCUCUUGGG